Molecule: messenger RNA, 3046 nt
Organism: Mus caroli (Ryukyu mouse)
Lineage: Eukaryota; Metazoa; Chordata; Mammalia; Rodentia; Muridae
Source: RefSeq, a predicted model, not a curated record
GCAUACAUUUUCUGUUUUAGGCUUUAGUUGGGAAGCCCAAAAUAUUGAAGAACAUUGUCAAAGUUCUAGAAGACACAGAAGGUGUGAAAGGAGUCAGAGUGCAGAGAAACCCUCUGAAUAUACUCAACGUGGUAAAGCCUUUGCUUUACAUGCUCACAGUCAUGCCCAAAGGCAUGAAAGGAUUCAUACAGAAAAGAUCCCCUAUGAAGUUAUUCACUGCAUCGAAGACUUUUUACCUUACACAAGUCUCGAAGUACAUAAAAGAACACAAACUGGCCAGAAACUGUAUGAAUGUAAACAAUGUGGUAAAGGAUUUGCAUGUCCCAGUCUUCUUAAAAGGCAUGAAAGAAUUCAUACUGUCGAGAAACCCUACAAAUGUAAUCAGUGUGAUAAAGCCUUUUCCCUUAAAUAUAGUCUCCAAAGACAUAUAAGGAUACAUACUGGAGAAAAACCCUUCAAAUGUAAUCAAUGUGAAAAAGCCUUUUCACAUCAUUGUAAUCUUCAAAUUCAUAGAAGAACACAUACCAGAGAGAAACCCUUCAAAUGUAAUGAAUGUGAUAAAGCCUUUUCCCAAUUUGGUCAUCUCCAAACUCAUAGAAGAACACAUACCGGAGAGAAACCCUUCAAAUGUAAUGAAUGUGAUAAAGCCUUUUCAGAGAAAGGUAGUCUCCAAUCACAUAUAAGGAUACAUACUGGAGAAAACCCCUACAAAUGUAAUCAAUGUGAUAAAGCCUUUUCCCAUAAACAGAGUCUCCUAAUACAUAUAAGGAUACAUACUGGAGAAAAACCCUACAAAUGUAAUCAAUGUGAUAAAGCCUUUUACGAUAAACAUAUUCUCAAAAACCAUAUAAGGAUACAUACUGGAGAAAAACCCUACAAAUGUAAUCUUUGUGAUAAAGUCUUUUCACGACACUUUCACCUCCAAAAUCAUAUAAGAACACAUACUGGAGAGAAGCCUUACAGAUGUAAUGAAUGUGAUAAAGCCUUUUCACAUCACAGGACUCUUCAAACUCAUAGAAGAACACAUACUGGAGAGAAACCCUUCAAAUGUAAUCAGUGUGAUAAAGCCUUUUCCCAUAAACAGAGUCUCCUAGUACAUAUAAGGAUACAUACUGGAGAAAAACCCUACAAAUGUAAUCAAUGUGAUAAAGCCUUUUCCCAUAAACAUAAUCUCCAAAUACAUAUAAGGAUACAUACUGGAGAAAAACCCUACAAAUGUAAUCAAUGUGAUAAAGCCUUUUCCUAUAAGCAGAAUCUCCAAAUACAUAUAAGGAUACAUACUGGAGAGAAACCCUACAAAUGUAAUGAAUGUGAUAAAGCUUUUUUACACCAAGGUAAUCUUCAAACUCAUAGAAGAACACAUACCAGAGACAAACCCUUCAAAUGUAAUCUUUGUGAUAAAGUCUUUUCACGACACUUUCACCUCCAAAAUCAUAUAAGAACACAUACUAGAGAGAAGCCUUACAAAUGUAAUGAAUGUGAUAAAGGCUUUUCACAACACAGUUCUCUUCAAACUCAUAGAAGAACACAUACCGGAGAGAAACCCUUCAAAUGUAAUCAGUGUGAUAAAGCCUUUUCCUGUAAACAUCAUCUCCAAACACAUAUAAGGAUACAUACUGGAGAAAAACCCUACUAAUAUAAUCAAUGUGAUAAAGCCUUUUCACAACACAUUACUCUUCAAACUCAUAGAAGAACACAUACCUGAGAGAAACCCUACUAAUAUAAUCAAUGUGAUAAAGCCUUUUCCCAAUAAGGUCAUCUCCAAAUUCAUAGAACAAAUACCUGAGAGAAACCCUUCAAAUGUAAUGAAUGUGAAAAAGCCUUUUCCCANCAUUAUAAUCUACAAAUUCAUAAGAGAAGACAUACUAGAGAGAAACCUUACAAGUGUAUUCAGUGUGUGUAAGUCUUUUCAAAGCAUGGUNAUCUUCAAAAGAAUAAAAGAAUCCACACUGGAGAAAAAAAGCUAUGAAGGAAAUGGAUGUGAGCAACCUUUUUUACAACGCCAUCAUUUCUGAAUGUGUAAGUAAACAUAAUGAAGAGAAAGACUGAAUGUGAUCAUAGUCUUAAUCGUCGUGAACACAUUUGUAGAGGCCAGAAUCCUUCUGAGUAUAAGCAAUGUGGAAAAAUCUAUGCCAGGCAGUUAGCUCCUAAUGCAGCAAGGAGCACAUACUGCAGAGAGAGAGAGAGAGAGAGAGAGAGAGAGAGAGAGACUAUAAAUAUACACAAUGUGGUAAACCUUUGCAUAUCACAGUUAUCUUUGAAUACAUAAAAGAGCACAUGACAUAUCUCAGAAUACAUAAAAGAAGACACUGGAGAGUGAAACUGUGUGUGAAUAAUGUGGUAAGGCCUUUGCAGUUGACAUUGAUCUCAUAAUGUAUAAAUUAACAUAGACUUGUAAGAAACCUCAUAAAAACAAGGAAUGUGGUAAGCUUGUGUGUGGACCAGUUGUUUUUUCUUGAGAAAAAUCCAUGCUGCAGGGUAACCCUGUAAGUGGAUCCACUGUGGAAACAUUUUGUUCGUCACAGUAUCUGUAUGCAAGAAUAAAACCUUUAGCAUGUACUGGGUCUGUGAAAGUUUGCAUGUCACAAUAAUCUUUUAGGACUUUAAAGAACUCAAAAAUAAGGCAAUCUGUGACUCUUAUGGACACGGUUCCAUCUUGGGCCAACCCAGUUAUAUUAAUUUACACAACAUUAUUCAUUCUUGAGAAAACCUUUAGCAACUGUCAAUUCUCUUCUCAAGUAUGAUGAUGUCUCUAUUUUAUUCAAACAUGGAAACUCAUAGGGAAACAAGCCCUAUGAGGUCCAUUGAUAAGGUAACUGGUUUAGAAUUCACAGUUCACUUUAAGUCCAUGAAAUAACUCAUUCAGGUGUGAAACACUGAUGGUGAGUAUUAGUGCCUUCUUUUUUUAUUUUUGUGAUAAAAUGUCUAAGGUAUUGUAGAAAACUGCAGUCCCAAACCAGGGUUUCCACCCCAGCUUUGGCCAUUUCUUUUCCAGAUAAAACACACACAACUAAUAUAUUUGUAAUAAAGCUUAAUCAACACCCAA